This is a messenger RNA of Amoebophrya sp. A120, 7040 nucleotides long. The record is from the annotation of a GenBank genome assembly. NCBI's taxonomy places the organism in Eukaryota, Dinophyceae, Syndiniales, Amoebophryaceae.
CUUUGGCGAAGUAGAAGAUGAUGAAGCGACACUUGUAUUAGAACUACAGGUGGAGGCUUUGUUGUCUUCGACAGCAUUGAAAGCUCAGAUCCAGAUGAGUGAAUGACUAAACUUGCGGCUCUUACUAGUUUCACCUCUUGACAACUAGUACGAAGACCUUUCCAAGAAAGCGAGCAAGUCCACCUCGCCAAGUUUCGCUGCAGCCCGUCUGCUCGUCGUCCUUCCCUCCCAACCAGCGUCAAACACAAACACCGUGCUCUAAGAAGAACAAUAUUGGUGGAGGCAAGAAAGCGAGUGACUCGCGGCUCUACUUCGGGGGCGAGGACGGAGGGCCACCUGCAAGAUGAAGGUGUGCGGUCAACUCUAAUUUCAUUGGUGACACAGCGACAGCGCCGGUUGUUCUUUUCGUUUGCGUAUCAUGCUCGUUGAAGCUAUAACGCAAAACGAAAACAUCAGUAGACAAAAUGGCUUUACCAGGUAAAUCGGUAACUACAGCUGGUAGAAGGGCUGCGAUCACGCAAGAACAUCUGCGCAAACUCAAACGCGCUUGCACUCCCGCGGUUCGAUCUGACGACAAAAUGGCGGGACGAGUAGUAUUAUCACCAGUGAAUUUACUCUUGACUCGUUGUUGUGGUCACCAAGUCAUUCAAAGCCGAACCAAAAAGCACUCAUUUUGUAUAUGCACUUCUCGGAUGGAACUGGAAGUGGAUGUGCAUGCAACAAGAGUACAAACAAGAGCCAGAAUAUAUUAACUAGCAAUAUGACACAUAUCAUUCAAUAUGACACUUGGCAACGACAGCGCAGCGAAACAUCAAAAAAGUAGCAUUCUCAUAUUGUAAUAUUGUCAUAUUGUCAUAUUGCAUAUUGCUCGCGGCAGCCCCUCGCGUGAAAAUUGGUCCUGUCCGAACUGCUUGCGGACUGUGCGGUCUUUAGGACCGCGCGCGCCGCUGUGCAGUUUGUGCAGAUACCAACUAGGCGCCUCCUAGGUUUGUCUCCCGAACAUGUUGGCAACGCCCUACAGCCUUGAGCGCACUCCUGGCGCGCUAUUGCUGGCACAGGCACUGUCUUUGCAGUUAGCGUGUCGAUUGCAACAACGUGUAGGCUGUUGUAGGCGCAGCAUCAGCGCAGCUUGCUUUUUCGGCAGCUAUUUUCGCGCCCAACCACCUGGCUAAGUAGCAUUGUGCUGAUAUAUAAUUUUUUUGCUUAUAAGGGUAGCUAAUCAAAGCAAAACUAGGCAAAACCACACUGAAUUUUGAGCAGUUUGCGUCUGUUGGUCUCCUAGGGGACUCGCGGCGACGAGUGGGCAUCCGGGGCGGAGCCCUUGCGUUGCAAGGCAGCUGGCUAACGGUGGGCGGCCGGCUAUCGACCGCCGGACGUUAUCGCCACCGCAUUAGUCGGGGAGCGAAGAUGGCCUGUUACUGCAUGCGACGGACGCUGCGCGUCAGGUCAUCUUCCGGUCCCCGAGGCCGAUGACUCCGGUCAUAUUGCUCAAAAAUCACUGGUCAUAUUGACAUAUUGUAAUAUUGUCAUAUGUCAUAUUGGUAAAAGUGCCAAAAUUUUGCUAGUUAAUAUAUUCUGAAGAGCCAAUUGCAUAGGAUAAUCGCCCGCACCUUGCUUCUGUUCCUGCUCGCGAUGGACAACUACGAUGGUCCUACUGACACUGCACCUCCUACCAGACAUUGGCGUGAGCGUGGCCUCUGGAUUGAUAAUCCCCAUGCAGUUUGCGCAGUCCGCCAGUGGCAGGCGUAUGUGGAAACUGCCCGCUUCGCUCGCUGGUAUAAAAGCAGAGUUGCUGUAAGACUAAGAGCACUAACAUCUUGAAUAGGAGAUGAGCAAGAGACUGUGCUGCAAUUAUGCUACUGCAGGUCGUGAAUGUAAUGUGUGUGCAAGUCACAAUCAAAUCCUGUAAAUGAUCAGGCGCUGCGACCUCCUGGGUCUACGGGUUUGACCACGAUGCAGCCGCGAACCACGGCCACAAUGCAGACACGAAAAGUUUUCAAAUUACGUCAGACGCGGAGGCAACGGAUGUCCCGGCGGACGAUGCGGAGGGAGUAGCAGGUCUUGUUCCCGGUGAAGAACAACUCUCCUUGUCGACUGAGGCUUCAUCUGGCGGGGCGGCAAGCCCUACGAGCCGUUCCUCUCAGCACCUUUCCACGGACAGCCACCAAGCAGCUGCGGCGGCACCAGCGGGUACUACUUGUUGCUUGAUUGAGUUUAUUGUUUUUUUGCAUGGUGCAGCCGUUGGUCGGAAGCGGAACAUGGAAUAUUUGGUUUGAUGUGGCUAUUGCGCAGCAACCAGACUCGGACUAGAGCUGUUGCUAGCAUGCUCCUAGAUCAAUGAGAUCCAUGAAUAGGCCAAAGCACACCCAUAGGUGUAGGAUGUAAAUACAGGGGUCACACCAGUAGGAUCAUGAGGAUCACCCACACAGGACACCACUAGGAUGGUGGUGAUGAUACCAAUGGACACAAUGUGAACAACGUACACAGUGCCAGAAUGGCUCCUGGUCAUAGUGCCAGUAGCCUGAUGAAACAAUUGCCCUGAACUCCGUAGCACCUAGAUAUUAGGUUGCUUAGUAGAUAGUGACUCUGUUCUCUAGCUUAGGACAGCAUGCUAGUGAGCAUGCCUCGUCCCUGACGCUUGACACGUCCACAGAGUUAUGAGCCCAAAGAGUUCCCCUAUUGGGAACGGGUAAGAACUACCAGAAGCCCCCACCUAUCCCUGCAUAAGAGUAGGGAAUGAGCUCCCCAAGCUCGUGGCUGUAGUCGCCUCCUUGUGUGGCUAGUCCGCACCUGGAGAGCCAUCAAAGCGCAAAGCGCUGGAAAGGGCAAAAGCCCACUCGAGUAGCGUCUGUCGAUGACUUUCGCUGCUACGAGUGUGGAAGGCAAAAGUAAAAGUAGCAACACACACAUGGCGGCGCAGCAGCGACGUCCAGGGUGUUGCAGUGCGUAAAUGUUGCCGCAGCUAUCGGUAGUUGCGCGCAACUCGAGCAGUCAGUGCCGGUGCAAGUAGCAGCAGCUACUCCAGCACACAGCACAGCUCAAGCACCAAGUCCGGGGAGUCCCCCCGAACGCAAGAAGAACGAGAUCCGCCCAGGAUCUCGAUCCAGGAUGCAGCACAGGCUGCAAGGAGCGGCUGCAGAUGCAGCUGCAAGCAGUUCAGUAUGCGGGUCACGUAUAUUGUGUUUUGGUUUUCACUCCUAGUAGAGCAAGUAGCUUCUGUGGCUUUUCAGUUUCGAGUAGGAGUAGAAAAGUGUGUACGAGGAACUAUCAGGGUUCUUUAAUUUGUUGAUGCACACCUAUCAGCAAUUCCAAAUAGUGUCGCAGGGUUCACGCACCCGGGCACGACGCGCAACUCAUCGAGGGACGCCUCGCGCGCAUACACGGCCAGGCAUCAUCGCCUGCCGUGUUCGGUUUGAAAAUCUACUUUGGUAAGGUAUUCCGUCUUGCAGAUUCGCGAGACUGCCUGCCAAGAACACAAGCCCAGCAGGGUGCUGGUUGCACAAGAGCCGAAGGCCGCAAGCCUAGCGGCACAGCCUGCCGGGAGCGCAGGCACGGGCGCCGACAAGUUCGGCGCGCAGCGCAACCGAGGUUGCGAAGUAGAGAAAGUUGAUCGAUGCUAGUGCAGCAUCGGUUGCAAAUUGACUCUAGAAAAAUAAAAGAGUCUACUGUCGGUUUACAGAACGAAGAAUCUGUAACAUAAUACAGCCUGAAGCGCGUCAGCAUCGCUGUGCAAGACGUUGCUUCUGUUGCUGUUAGGCUUUGUUUGAAAUAAGGCAAGAAAAGGCUGCGCCCGGCUCAGUCGCUUGGCUAAUGCCAAAGUGUCGAGCCUGGUCACAUCUUCGUGAAGAAGAUGCAGAUGGAACAUCAUCCCCCUCUGCUGAUAUAUUCUCACCGCUCUCGGAACAUGGUGCAGUCGUUGGUCGGAACAUGGAAUAUUUGGUAGAGAUAGAAAAGCUUAGUUGUUCUCUAUCGCUGAGAGAUGCACUUCGUCAGCAUCUAAGAUAAAGAUAUUCGACAGAAGCAAGUAGGUUAGGUUAGCGCUUUUGCUCGUACAGAACCACAACAAUCUCUGCCCUAACCGCUCUGUGCUCUGGAGCCGGCUAAGGGAAAUCAUUUGGGGGGGAGAGCAGGGAAAAAGGGUCGAUAGCUGCUGGGUUUUUUUUUUUGAAGCUCGGUCGGGGGGGGCAAGGGUUUCAGGAUAGGGUAAAGGGUUUUAGGGAGGUAACUGGGAGAUGCAGGGUGUAACUCCGUGUUUUCCUGCGUUUCCCGGUGGCGUUUGCGUACCGCUACCAGAGCUUCGGCUCAGGUGGCGCAGGCAGGAAGGGCAAGAAGAGGAGUCUUGCUUAGGACCUGCCAUUUCUAUGGCGCCUGUUCUGACGCAAGGAAGGGCAAGCAGAGGCGGCUUGUUUAGGACCUUGCGGCUGUGCGGAGGCUGACGGGAGCAUUACGGAUGAGGAGGUAGUUUUGCUCCAGUCUGAAGCCAGGACAGAAGGAAGGCUUCGGCAGUUCUUCUACCUGGUAACUCCCCGAGCUUGGCCGUUCACUACUAAAACGGGCGGUGUUUGUUCGUCAAGCUCUGGUGGCGACUAGUUGAGACACUGGUUGCCAGCUAUUUACAAGCAGGAACAUAGUUAGUAUGACAAACAGUUACUCGCUCGCCUGAAGAAGCGAGCACACAAUUUUUUUUUUGCAUGGUGUAUGCAUUGCAAAAGUAUCGUACUCGUAUAAAUGCAUUACAAAUUUCCUCAGCAUGAGAAAUAAAAUUUGUAAUGCAGAUUUGCCUUGCAAACAAGAUUUGUAAUGCAAAACUUGCAUUAGCAUUUGUACGAGUGCGAUAUGGUGCAGCCGUUGGUCGGAACAUGGAAUAUUUGGUUUGAUGUGGCGGUAUGGAUGUGUCAGAGUUGAAAUCGACAAAGUUGAAAUAAUUUGCCAUGCAUAAAAUGGAUGCCAGUUGGAACCCAGUUUUCAAGUGGCGCAUGACAACUUUCGGUGGUCCCUAAAUCCAGUUUGUCAUGCUGUUUAGGCAAAGAAGAGUGAUUUUCUCAUGCUACUUUAGCAGCUCGAGCUGUAACCCCAAACAGGCUUACAAUCGGCCUCACUUGCCUGCUCUGCAACACACGCACCCCGGGCCAUGCAUUUUAUGCAUUACAAAUUAUUUAUUUCAACUUUGACGAUUUCAAACCUGACGCUUCCAUAGGCGGUAGCGUCGUGAUUCUAUAAAUUCAGAAGUAGCCUCUCCUAUCGCAGUCCUCACAACUCAGGUAUUGGCAUUACGUGGUCAUCUGAAAUUGAAUCUGUCGCCACAUCAAGCGGUCUACUGGAAAAAAUGUCCGUUAAGCACAAACCCGUACACCCCCAUCACACCGUGCACCACAAUACCCCCGGCCACCACGGCGAGAACCACAGCGACCAUCCCCACGACAACAACCACGGCGGCCCCCACAGCGACCAUCCACACGGCAACAACCACGGCGGCCACCACGGCGACCACCAGGAGCACGGCGGCCACCACGGCGACCACCACCACCAAAAGCACGGCGGAGACCACAAAAAGGAAGAGCAUCAGGAGAUUUAUGACUCCAAGUUUCUCCUGGAAACUAGCCAGACUUGGAAAGUUCCGUGCUACGAUCAGUCCGACCCGGAAAAGCAACUGGACAACAGCCACUAUUGCAUCGUAACAAUGAAUAUGGACUGCAUCAGAAGUAGUGUAGCCAAUAAUGUACAUCAGCUCCUCCGUGCUACGGAAGCAAGCGUCACCAGGCUCGAAAUAAAAAUUGACAAAGUUGACAUAGAUUCAAAGUGCAUAUAGCACAACGCACGACAAGAUGCCACCUGCUUUCUGCUUUGGAGAGCAGGCAAGUGUUGAGCGCGAAGAUGGUAGUCCUGUUGCGGGUUAGAGAUUGAGCUGAGAAAGAGCGCAACAACAAGAGUGCUGCGCGUUUCUCCAAAGAGAACGCCUGCGGCAAGUCACUCAGCCGCUUCAGAGAUUUACCGCGCGCCGCUCAGAAAUUGAAAUGGUACCCAUUUCGAUUUCUUGAUGCGUCGCUAAAAAAUGUUUGACCUUUAUUGUCAUUUUGUUUCGAGCCUGGCUUUCCCAUAGGUGCCCGGCUUCGCGUAAAGCGAGAGAGUAGUCAGUGCAGUUUGUGUGUGUAUAAUAAGGUAAAGAACGUAAAAGGCGUCGACACGUCCACGACAGCUUAUCGCAUGUUUGAUGCGCAGUAUCAUGUUGACGCUUGACAUGAAGAGGAUAAUGUUGAUGUACUAUUAAAAGAACAAGUGCGAGCACUUCGGUGGCGUUGCAUAAUUAGAAUUCCGAAGGGAGAUCAUGUGAUCUCGAAGAUAUCGCCCGAACAACAUGUGGAUCCGAACCCGAAGCACAACAAGCACGCCACCGACCCGCUCAGCCUUGUCCGAUCGGGAUUUUGUCCAGCACUAGGGGGGUCGGUCUUGUAUCGCGGGGCGGAACACGCCUACAAGAGCGUUCUGGACGGUAGUUGGAAUCAACCCGGAAAGCCUAAGGGAAGUUCAAGUUCUGCUAAGUCGAUGGUGCCGCAUCACUGCUAUAAGAAUAAUGAUUGGUACGACCCGAGUAGCAUAGCGAACCAUGUGAGAGGAACAGCCGGUAAAUUUUUUCACGGCGUGAGUAGAAUAUUUGCAAAUGACCAUGAUGAAGCACACAGACACGACUACGCAGGCUGUUCGUGCCGUGCGCUGCAUUGGGACAAUGAAGCAAACAAAUACUCAUAUGAGGUGGGUGCGAGCUCGACCUGGGGGAACUGGGGUGGGUCUUGGUUCACUGGUGGCAACAACCACAGGGAUAAAGACCAUGAUGGAGUCGUGGAUCAUGAGAUGAAUCAUGAUGAUGACAUGAUUUAAUUGGAUCCGCUCCGGCUUCUAGCGUACCCGCUUGCGCUCCCUUUCGCACAAUAACAAUCGUGUGUCUGAUGUUUAAAAAAAGAGCGUGCAAAAAGCAAAAAAUAAAGGGUGUGGCUUCUAUGUGGACCACGAGCACGACCACAAGCUGCUCCUGCACCUGCUAC